UUUCAAUAACGGUUCACGAAUAACGUUGUUAAGUGAGUGUUUGUCAUUAUUGAAGUGAGUGGGUAGUAGUGGGCGAUGGGAGUUCAUUUUCUCCACAAAUGCUGCCUGUCUCGCUGAGUUUCUCGGGUAUUUCGAAGGUUUUAAUAGUUUCCACCGGAAAUCAUAAGGCAUUCGUGGCCACGGUUGUGGAAACGAGGAGCUGCAGAUGCUGGGUUUACAAAAAAAGACACAAAGCGGCUGGAGUAACUCAAGGUAGACAGAAAUGCUGGAGAAACUCAGCGGGUGAGGCAGCGUCCAUGGAGCGAAGGAAAUAGGCGACGUUUCGGGGCGAGACCCUUCUUCAGACACAAGGGGUCAGUCAGCAUCUAUGGAGGGCAUGGAUAAUAGACGUUUCGGGCCGAGAGUCUUCUGUAGACUGAAUAAGGUAGACAAUGACUGAAGAAGGCGAUGGUUAUGAUGGUUUAUUUUUGAUUUGGGGUCUUCAACUGUUGGUGUUUAGAAUUAUCAUACUAUAGGAUCAUUAUGGUUUGGGUCAUCAUGAUUUAACAUCGUCAAGUACUGGUGCUUAUGGCUGUCAUACUAUUUGUGGUCACAAGAAACAGUAGAUGCUGGAAUCAUCCGCCAAAAAAGUGUUAGGAGACAUAAAGAACUACAGAUGCUGAAAAUAGACACAAGUGAAACGUUGAGAUGCUGUUGCUUCAAUUUACAUUUAGCCUCACUCUGACAAUGGAGGAGACAGAGGACAGAGAGGUCUGUGUAGGAAUGGGAAGGAGAGUUACAGUUUCCGGCAACCGGGAGUUUAGGUUGGUUCGCGAGGGCUGAGUGAAGGCUGAGACGAUCGCCCAGUCUGCGUUUGGUCCCGCCGAUGUUUCAGAGUCCACAUCUUGAACAACGGAUACAGUAGAUGAGGUUGUAGGAGGUGCAAGUGAACCUCUGCCUAACCUGAAAGGACUGUCGGGGUCCCUAGACCGAGUCGAGGGAGGAAGUAUAGCGGCAGGCGUAGCAUCUUCUGCGGUUGCAAACAAAGUGCUGGAGUAACUCAGGGGGUCAGCCAGCAUCUGUGGAACGUCCUCUCUGUUGAAGAUGUCACGUUACACACGCCUCUUGACAAACAUUGUACGCUUGCUGGACCAGUUUGAUCCUGAAAAUAACAGCCCAGAUCAUUUUGUAAGCGAUGCAGCUAAAGAUUAUAAGACAGAAGAUGAAGUUGAGCAGACGUUCCUGGUGGAAGUCCUGUCAGGCUGUUUAUAUUACAGACCACUGCUCAAUGUGAUAGUGAAUGGAUUUUACGUCCGAGAUGGAAAGACCUUCCUGCGGUUGGACUGGAAUCUAUAUGCAGUUAUAUGCUAUCUUGUGACUUUUCGACUGAAAGAACUGGGGCUGAAAGACUUCACCAAAUUUAUCAAUUCCCAGGAUAAGCACAAAAUGCAUAAAUUCCUUAAAUUCUUCUUUGAUGCUGGGAACCUCAAUACAUGGAUAAAGGAUGAGUGGUGCCAAUUAUAUGAUGUGGCAUAUGUUACAGAGAAACUGAUUGAUCCUCUGCUGAGCUGGCAGCCAGAUAUCAAGGUCAUCAUUGAACAUUUGGCCAAUACGCUAGCCAACAAAGUCGUCCACAAAAAGGAGAGUCAACCAGUAACAGUGCCGAAUGAAUUCAACAUCACCAAGCCUAAACCGCGAUCCAUUCCAAUGCCUGAGGGAAUUCUACAGGUGGAAGUACAGAGAAAGAUUCCCAGCAGCACGUACACUCCUCCGAAAGAGAAAGAGAUGCUGAAAGAAAUCAAGAAGAAGAACCACCUGUUAGCCGAGGAACACCUCCUGGAAGCUAACACCGACCAGUUCCGAUGUGCCAUCACAGAGGAGUCCUCUGACAAAAGGCGAAUUAUUUCUGAAAUUCUGAUGGAAAAAGAGGCCAAGAUGAGACGGGCACCUUCAAAAGCACGGCAAGUCCCUCAACAGAUGGCUGAACAUAUUCCAAUAAAGUUGAAUACGGCUACCAUACUGAGGGAGAAUGCCAUUUACAAACAGAAACUGAAAGAAGAACUCGAGAGGAUUGAUCUUAUACUAGAAGGAGGCCAUGACCCUGUCAUGUUUGAGGAAUCUCAGAGGAAAAAGGACGAGGAACUUAAGCAGCACAAGCUGGCAGAUGUAGAACGUCGUCGCCUUGAGGGAAAGAUCUUCUUCGAACAGUCGAUACUGGCACGGGAGGCAAGAUUUGAUGAGAAACGCCGGAAAGCUGCUCAGCAGAAAGAGCAGGCAGCGGAAUUAUUGCAGAAGUACAAUGAGAUACGACUUGAAGAGAAAAAGCAGAUGAAAGCACAGGUGGAGCAGGUGUUACAGGGACACAAAGACUCGAAGGAACAAAAAAGGAAAAUUCAGGAUUACAAACAGAAGAAGGCUAAGGAAAUGAAUACGGAAAUGGAAGAAAUACUUCAGCAGGUGAUGGAGAAGAACAAUGAUGAAAACAAGAAAAAAACACAGCUGAUCCGUGAAAUUCGUGCAAAGCUAACAGCGCCCUCAAUUAAACAAAACUUCCUAGAUUUAUCCAAACCCGCUGGUUACGACCUCUUGGAUGAGAUGUCAUUGAUGGAGCUGCGGGAACGCCUUGGAUUAAUGAGGGAGGAGCGGAUUAAGGAAGAGGAAGACAGACGGGACCGAAUACUCCAUGAAAAGCAAACAAGGGAGCGUGUCCUUUUGGAUAAACUGGAACAGAUCUCCUUGCACAGAGAAGCCAUGAGCAAAAAAGCAGUGCUCAAGAGGAGGGAGAAGGAACUGAAAAAAAGAAAGUUGUCCAAAUUUCUGACAAACAACCAGCAAUUAACUGAGUUAAAAGCUAAACUAGAAGAAAAGAAGAAAGAAAGCGAUAAGCUGCUGCAAAUGCAAAAGAAGAAAACUCAAGAGAAUCUGCAAAGGGCUGAAGCCUCCAGGACAGCAGAGAGGAAAGCAAACGAAGAACGCUGGUGGUGGCACAUGGAAGCUAGCCGUGAACACAGGUCCCAGCAAGUUAAAGUUCGUACUAGAACCUGUUAGAAAGCAUCCAAGCAUCAGUGUUCGGUGGCGUGGUAAAACUGAAGAUAUUGACCUAAAAAAUGAUCUGACGGUACUUUUAAAGAAGCAAUGGUACUUUAUAAAUACGAUAAUGAAUGAUAAUCGCAAUAAAAGUAAUGGCUUCUGUAAAAUUAUAUCUUAGUUCCGAUGUUCACUUAAAAAAAACACAAAAGCAUCACCAAAUGGAAAUACAUUAUUGUUUUCUCUUGGUCUGUGUUUUGUUGAAAUAAAGUGAUAAUAGUGUA
Messenger RNA from Leucoraja erinaceus (little skate), 3290 nucleotides. RefSeq names its product cilia and flagella associated protein 99 (gene cfap99). The transcript is spliced from 16 exons. Lineage: Eukaryota; Metazoa; Chordata; Chondrichthyes; Rajiformes; Rajidae. Bases 1084 to 3027 code for a protein of 647 amino acids. The record is from RefSeq and is a predicted model, not a curated record.